AUGGGCUGCUUCCCAUGUGGUAAACUCGCGCCGGCGGUUUCCCACCUGAACGAAUGUUAUCCGCCGUCCAAACAGCUCGUAGCCGCCGGACCGGACUACAAGCCUCUUUCGCAGGACUUGAGCAAGCUUGUCUACUUUGCGGUCCACAAGCCAAGUCAGCUCGCUAAGAUCGGGGAGGAGCUGGAGGGGCGGGUAGGAAAGGAGGCGAGGGGUAGUUCGGGCGGGUACGCCAAGUCUAGAGCGUCGCUUCUGAUCUCCCUCGCUAUCCUCAAAUCCCUCAUCACCGAAUGCAAGCGCGACCUCAAGCUCUUCUCCCGGUCCGCCCUGCGGUGCAUUGUCCUCUCGCUCGAUGUCAAGGUGUAUCAAAAAGGCGGGCCGGACCUCGAGGUCAUUGGGCGCGCGGCGAGCUGCUUCACUGCCUUCGCGACGUACACGGACGGCGGACCAAUAGGGGUGGACGACACCCUGACUCGGGACUACGUCUCCGCUCUGACCAAGUUCGGGCGGAUGGCGGUCGACGACCAUACGGACGUGGAGAGUGGAACGGAGAAGGUGGAUACGGAGACGCAGAGGCGGAUGCGCCUUAUCGGCCUUGUAUCGCUCAGCGGGGCGUCCGGGUCAGACGCGCUCUUCCUCUCGGACACGACCUUCGCACGUCAAAUCGACAUCAUCGUCCCUGCCCUCUUGGCCAACCUCUUUGACGCGCCCAUCGACGAGGUCAAGCUCGAGACUGCCAAGGUCCAAAUGGCCGCCUCGCCCUCUCCGUACUCUUCGGACUUCUCGGCUCGGCGGCCGGUCAAUGAACGUCGGGCACCCUCACUGCGCGCGCAUAUGCCAGGGGAGAAGGGACCGAGCGGGUCAGCCAUCCUCGCUGUGGCGCUCAGGUCCCUCAAGGCCCUGGUGGGCCAGUGUCAGCUGAACCAGGCGUCUAUCCUCCUCAGUUCGGUAUUCGCCUACCUUGACAAGCGAGGGUGGACCGACGUCGAGCGGUGUUGCUGGCUCACGGAGCAACUCGCACACUUUACGUCGGUACAAUAUCGGUUCGGCGUCCCUACCCGGCUCGUCGAAUUACUGGCGGACCUCCCGGACUCGACACCGUCGGUCAAGCGGUCCACGCUACUCGGAAUGAUCACUACCAUCCUCACUUCGUCCGUCUCCCUUGUGGGCCUCGGCGUAUCCGAACUCCUAUCCAGCCUCCUCACACUCAUCAUCCGCCGUAUCCGCCUGAACGAGCGCGAUGCCCUCCUCCCCACACUCGUCCAGUACGUAGCGUCGCUCGGCGCACACAUCUACUAUGCGGACCAAACCAACGAUAUCGUCGAGGAGAUAUCGCAGCGGAUUGCUGAGAUUCCUGCCGCGGACAAGAGCCGGCCAGAGAUACUGCGGGUACUGUUACAUUGCAUCUUGGGCGUACUGCGUGUGGUACACGCGGCGGACGACAGGGAUGCGCAGAGGAACCCUCCAGCGCAGGUGGUCAGUGCGGAUAAGGGCAAGGGACCACAGGUCGGGACACCGGAACAGGCACCGCAGCCGCUCGCGGCGUCAAGGCGGAAUCCGGUCGCUCCGCAGGUAUGGCAAGAGACAUUGCCGCUCCUGUGCGAGUCGACUUAUGCGGUGCGCGCUGUCUAUGCCCGGGCGCUCUUACUGUUCCUUCAGCGCGAACUGCCAAGGGAGAAUAGUACGAAUCGGCCGGGACAUCUUGCCGCCACGCGGUUCUCCAAUGCCCUCCACGCGGCCAUUUACACCCUCGCCAUGUCUGCCUGCCUAGGGGCGGCUGCUCCAGCCGACGACAGCCCGGCGGCGUCGCACCCGGCCUCUCCGGUCCGCACGACCCACUCUCCCCUUCUUCCACCUACAGGCCGGGAUUCGCCCCCCAAAGGCGACUCUUUCAAUCUCACCGGACCCACACCAUCGGACACCCCUCCCACCGGCGCUGCCAACGGCACGCACACCCCACCCAAAGCCCAAUCCCAACCCCAGAAGCGUCGGACGUCCCGGCGCGUCUCACUCCCUCUCAAUCGCCUCAAUUCAAGCACCUCCACACCCCUCGUUUCGUUCGACAAUGUCGCCACGCCACUCGACUUUGGGUAUAUCGUCAAGAUCCUCAAUGCGCUGCAUGAGGCCAUUCCGGGCGUGGCUUUGAUGACGGGCGGGCCGAUGUUGCUUGCGCUCGAUGCGGAAGCGGCGACCGAGUUGGUCAGGCGGCAAGGGGACGGUAGGGGCGGAGCAUGGGUAUUGGAGCGAAAGAGAGGUGUGAGAGAGACGGUGGGGAUCAUGUGGAGGAAUGUUGGGAGGUGGUUGAAUAUAAGUAUGGUCGAGGAGUUGGCAGACAAGACGCUGGCGGGACUACCUGAACCCAAUGUAAUUCCUCAUCUUCCUGCGGUGGACGAAAGCGAUAUCCUACCUCCUCCCGAUGAGCCAUACUCUUUCCAGCAGCACAUGAUCGAGGGCGAAUCAUCCUCCGCUUCUAGGCCAUUUGUGGAUGCCGAAAUCCUCGUCUCUGCGUUGGCUGGGAAUGAGGGGGUGCAGAAGGCGACGGGGAGGGACGGGGCGGGGAUCAUGAGGCGAUUCGGUGGUGGAUGGACCGUUGAGUCUGCUCUGAGGGAUUCGGUCGAGCGAUUCACAUCCGACAAUGUCACCUCACCGGUUGAAGCCCACUCUGAUAUCGCCUCGGCAGUCAUGACAAAUCCAAAUGCGUCGUACCGGUCUAUCCCACGCGGUUCGCAUUCCAUAGCUCGGCCUGUGGAUAUCACGGAUCUCCGUGAAGCGUUAGGACAGGGUCAGGCCAGUGGGGGUGCGAGUUUCAUUUCGACGAUCGGGACGGGAGGGAGGAGUUUAAUUAAUGGGAAUGGGAAUGCGGAACAUGGAGGAGGAGGGGCAGGGGCAGGGAGCGGGUUGAGAUCGAAGGAGGAUGUGAGAGAGGUUUUGAAGGAUAUCUUUAGGGACAAGAAGCGGGGCGGGGGUGCGGGGAAGACUGUGGUGGCUGCUUGA
Dioszegia hungarica is the source of this 2991-nucleotide messenger RNA. RefSeq lists its product as uncharacterized. Gene Ontology annotation, biological process: protein localization to plasma membrane. The record is from RefSeq and is a predicted model, not a curated record. The transcript has 4 exons. Lineage: Eukaryota; Fungi; Basidiomycota; Tremellomycetes; Tremellales; Bulleribasidiaceae. Bases 1 to 2991 code for a protein of 996 amino acids.